This is a messenger RNA of Colletotrichum godetiae, 494 nucleotides long. RefSeq lists its product as uncharacterized. The transcript has a single exon. The record is from RefSeq and is a predicted model, not a curated record. Bases 166 to 438 code for a protein of 90 amino acids. NCBI's taxonomy places the organism in Eukaryota, Fungi, Ascomycota, Sordariomycetes, Glomerellales, Glomerellaceae.
CAUGACCCAUCUCUGCCAGGUCAAGUCAUUAAGAUAUGUCUCUGUCGGGGUUGGCAAUUGCUCUACCAUGGCUGGCAGAACUCUUUUCUUGCCGCUGGAAACGGCCAACAGCCAUUCCGGUAUCCUGUCUUCUCAGGAAACUGGAGUACGGGAUACCUUACUCUUAUGAAAAGUUGUCAGAAGCUGAGUAGUUGCGGUUUAUUUUUCAUUCAUUUACUUGGCAUGGAAGCAGAGAUUGCUCGCAUAUUACUAGUAUCUAACGUCGCUCCAGGAGCGUGGAGAGAUGAGACUAAGCGGGUGAAUCUUGCAUUAUUUGUACCAGUUCUUCUUCGCAGACGCUUGCUUCAUUUACAGCGGCUCACCUCAAACUCCCCAUUUUGGUUAUUUUCCUCGAGUUCCCACGCCCAGAGUGAACAUCCACCGGACAUCGGGCUGUAGCACAAUAUUACACACGUGUGGCCUGUCGGUACCAAAGUCAGAAUUCCUUCCCAAGU